Messenger RNA from Suillus paluster, 474 nucleotides. RefSeq lists its product as uncharacterized. The transcript is spliced from 2 exons. The record is from RefSeq and is a predicted model, not a curated record. Lineage: Eukaryota; Fungi; Basidiomycota; Agaricomycetes; Boletales; Suillaceae. Bases 1 to 474 code for a protein of 157 amino acids.
AUGCUCAAUAGGAAAGCAUGUAUUCUUGUUAACAAAAUAUCUACCCUCCGUCGUCAUGCUGAGGCAAAGUUCUCUGGCAAAUAUCGAAAAUGGGCCAAAGAACAUUCGUUCGAGUCGAUGCUUCCUGGUGAUGUCAAGGCCCGCAAGGAUGAUGUGGCGCAGCAGAGCAUUGAUGCGCAUCUGACUGAGUGGAAGCUUGCUGAGCGAGUAGUUUCAUACUCGGAUAAGUCGUUCAAACAGGCUGCAAUUGAGUGGCUUGUGGCCACUGACCAGCCAAUUCAAGCACUCGAGCAUCCAAAGUUCAGGGAAAUGAUUGAUGUUGCUGCUCGAGCAACCAACAGUGUCAAAAUUCCAGGCAGGAAGGCAACUCGUGCGGAGAUAAUGAGAACAUUCAAAACUCAUCUUACGGGGCUCAGGAACACACUCAAUGUAAGUAAUAUUUAUGAUAUUGCUCUAUCUACUCAACUAAUGUAG